CCCGCCGCCACUUGAGGCUCCCGCCCCCUUGGUCGGAGGUGGCGCCUCUCCUACUGGCGACCGGCGACCGGAGACUGGAGGUGGCGUCGGGAGCUGAAGCCCCAGGCUCGGAUGUCACUGCGCGGGCGCCCUGGAGCGCGUCUCCCGCUGAAGCCACAGGCCCGCCAGCCCCAGUCCCCAACUGUACAACCAUGGAGGCCCUGGGUACUGGGAGCGACCGCACCUCCCCGGCGCCAGACACUGGAAGCCUAGACUUGAGACGGCUGUCCACGCGCGCCGACUCGGCCUACAGCUCUUUCUCCGCGCCAUCUAGCGGUCCCGAGACCUGCACGCCGCCCCCGGGCACCGACCUCCUCCCUUACUUAGACUGGGACUACGUGCGCGUGGUUUGGGGUAGCCGAUCCCAAACCCCACAAGAUGCUAUCCUUCCAACGACCCAGCCGCCCGGGUCGACAGUCGCUGAGCACAGCAGCCCACGGCCUCCAGAGGUCCAGGGAAGCACGGGGCCACUGAACAGACAGGACACCCCGCUGCUGUACGCGCUGGCCGCCGAGGCUGAGGCUGCCGCGUGCAAUUCGGAGCCUCCCAGCCCGCCAGCCUCGCGGGCUGCCUACCGCCAGCGGCUGCAGGGUGCGCAGCGGCGCGUGCUGCGGGAAACGUCCUUCCAACGAAAGGAGCUCCGCAUGAGCCUGCCCGGGCGCCUGCGGCCCGCACUCCCCGCGCGACCUCCCCUGGUGCACACGCGCUCUGCCUCCAUCAGCCAGGAGGGAGGAGAAGCAGAGCCAGCACGCCCUGCGGUCCCAGCGCUGGGUGCUGUGGGCCGGGGGCGUCUCGCCAGCCAGCAGAGGCUGUGUUGCUUCUCCGAGCCAGGCAAACUGCAUCGCGUGGGUUGGAGCGGUGGGCCCCCAAGCGAGGGCCUGAGAGAGGCUUGUUCCACGCAGGAGCUGCAGCAUAGAACGCACGCUAAAUCCCAAGGGCUGCAGGAGACUCAGUCCCUAAGUUCAGUAGAGCUGGACUCUGGGUCUGUGGAUCUUGGCAAUGCCCAUAGGCCUGUGGGUCGGAGUCAGAGUGUUUCAGGCGAGGUCAUGCGUCCUAGCAAAGGUUCAGAAAGGACUGUGGCCGCUGUCCAGGCUGUUCCUCAAAGAGCAGAGACGCCCAGACCAUUGCUUCAGACCAAGCUUUCCAGUGGAAAGGCUCUCUCUUCUGGUCACUGUUGGGUCCCUGCCUCUAGGUUCUUGACUCAGAAGGAGGCUGCCAUGGCAUGUCCUGGAGAGGUCUUCCAGACCAGACCAUCUGGCUGUGGUCAGAGAGUCUCUGAGACCACAGUGUCUACUCCGUACCCCUCCCUACCUGAUGAUGAUGUGUCCCCGGAAGAAGCCAAGACGCCAUCCCCUCAAGAUUCCCAUGCCCCCCAGGGGCCCCCAGUCAGGGAUCUCCACAGCCCUGACCAGCAGUAUGAAAAUGGCUUAAGCAAAAAAGCUGGCCAGAUUACAGUCUCAGCAGAGACCCCCUCCCGUGAGGUUCCAGGGAUCACAGGAACAGACAACUACCGCCAAGGGGUGAAUGGCUCUGCGGACAUCUCCAGACCUACAAGCCGUAGCCCUCCUGGGACUACAAAUGAUGACAUCCCACCAUCUGACGCUGCUGUGCCUCUGACCACUGACCCCCUCUACCCCGCAGCUACACAUGAUAACGCCCUGGGGCCUCUCUCAGGGGAAGUCCUGCGACCUUCAGGCUCUGAGACUCCAGGGCCCCCUCACCACACUUCCCUGGCCUGGGGCCAGCCUGGUUCCAAGCCAACUUGGCCUAGUCGGCAUUUUGAGGAGCUGGUUCAGGAGCUGGCCAGACUGGAUCCCUCUUUGAGUGACACUCUUGCUGCCCAGCCUGGUCCAGAGCCACCACUGGGCCUGCUGGAUGGCCUCUUUCCUGCCGCAGAGGUCUGGACUGCGAUGAGGCCAGCCUGUGAGGAGGCUGGAGUGAUGGAGACAGGGUACUGCGGAUGCCACUUCACCCAAGAACCUCCGGCUUCCCAGGAGGCACUGAGGUCUGAAAACUCUAGCCCCAACCCUGUGCCUGACCAGACAAGUGGCCAGGGACUCCCAGAACGAAACAGCAUCCAGGCCAAGGAACAGGUGGAGCUAGCCCGCCUCCUCCAGAAGAUGCUCCAGGAUCUUCACGUUGAGCAGGAGCGACUGCGGGGAACGGCCGCAAACUGGACCCGACGCCUCGAAGCUCUGGAGGCUGCAGUGAGCCAGGCCUGUACACCCCGGGAGCUGGAGCGGUUCCGCCGGUUCAUGACUGAUCUAGAGCGCGUGCUUGGUCUUCUGCUGCUGCUGGGCAGCCGCCUGGCCCGUGUGCACCUCGCCUUGGCCAGGACCGGCUCAGACAGUGACUCUGAUGAGAGGGCCUCGCUGCUGCAGCGACUCCGUCUUCUGCAGCGACAGCAAGAGGACGCUAAGGAGCUAAAGGAGCAUGUGGCGCGGCGGGAGCAAGCCCUGCGUCAAGUGUUGGAGCGGGAGCUGCCCACAGAGCAUCUACGCUCCUAUUGUGCGCUGCUAGCUGCCAAGGCCAGGAUCCUAUCCCAGCAGCGCAGCCUGGACGACCGAAUCCGGUUCCUUAAGGACCAACUGGACACUAUCUGGAACGACCUGAGUCAUCAUCCCCUUUUCCCCAGACUGUCCUGGGCCCCAGGGAUUCGUCCUCUGGGCAAACCACCUUUUCCGGCUACACAUAUCUAGUUACAGGUGGUGGAGGUGGGGAGUAUUGUCCUAGCCUCACCCACAACUGGGGCCCGAGCCUUAUAGAGAGCUUUCCCUGGAGGGAGUAGGGAGGACUCCAAGCAGGCCUUGCCAGAACCCAUCUUCUCACAGUGUAAUUACUUGGGAAUUAAUGUAUAGGUCUUAAAAACUGCCUGGCCUGGUGAGUGUAGCUGUAAUCUCAGCUAUAUGGGAAGCUGAGGGAGGAAAAUUUCAAGUUCAAGGCCUAUCUGGGGGUAAAAAUGGUGCUAAAAAGCCAACCUAGGCAACUUAGAAGAGUCUGCCUCAAAAUAAAAUGUCAAAGGAAGGCGCAGGGGACUGGAGAGAUGGCUCAGCAGUUAAGACUGCUUGCUGUUCUUCCAAAGGAUCUGGGUUCUGUUUCUGGCAUGCGUGUUGUUCAGCUCACGCCCACCUGUAACUACAGU
Acomys russatus (golden spiny mouse) is the source of this 3181-nucleotide messenger RNA. It is a transcript of the gene Shroom1, whose product is annotated as shroom family member 1. The coding region runs from base 192 to 2738 and encodes 848 amino acids. The record is from RefSeq and is a predicted model, not a curated record. Gene Ontology annotation, molecular function: actin filament binding. Gene Ontology annotation, cellular component: apical plasma membrane; cortical actin cytoskeleton; apical junction complex. The transcript is spliced from 8 exons. Lineage: Eukaryota; Metazoa; Chordata; Mammalia; Rodentia; Muridae. Gene Ontology annotation, biological process: cell morphogenesis; actin filament bundle assembly.